CUUCCUGGUUGAAAGAAGUUGAACUCAAUCGUCAUACUCAUGCUGCCGGAUAAUAACAGAGGCUGUAUUUAGUUAGCUAAUCGGCGGGGUUGCGGUUCUACUAUUAAAAAAUACCAAAACUGUGUCAAUAUUAGAAAUAAAAUGUCUGGAAAAGCAAAGGAUCUUCUGCAGAUGGACCUGUAUGGUCUGCUCGGCAUUGAUGGAACUGCCACACCGAAAGAGAUAAAGAAAGCGUAUCGACAGAAAGCGCUGACAUGCCAUCCCGACAAGAACCCGGACAACCCGAAAGCAGCGGACCUCUUCCACCAGCUCUCCCAGGCUCUCGAGGUGCUGACCGACGCGGCGGCCAGGGCGGCCUAUGAUAAGAUCUGCGCGGCCAAGAUACAAGCAGCGGAGCGGACCAGAAAACUCGAUGGCAAGAGGAAGAAAUUCAAGUUUGACUUGGAGGCCAGGGAGGGUCAGGCCGAGACCCAGACCCAGGAGGAAGCGGGGAACACGAGAUCCCUGGAAGAGGAGAUCGCCCGUCUGAGAGAGGAAGGCUCCAGGCAGCUUCAGGAGGAACAGCGACUGAUCCGGGAGCAGAUCCAGCGGGAGAGGGAGGAGCAGGAGCAUAGAGGAGCCGGUUACACACACCCAGACUCGGGGCUGGGGAGAUGUUCCAAGAGCAACGUGACCCCCAAAUUGAAAUUGAAGUGGAAGUGCAAGAAAGAUGAUGACACUAACGGAGGCUACUCUCAGGAAGACCUUUCCAGACUGCUGCACAAGUACGGGGAUGUUUUGAAUGUGCUCGUGUCAAGCAAGAAGAAAGGAAGUGCUGUGGUUGAAUUUGCAACUGUCCGAGCAGCUGAGCUGGCGCUGAAGAACGAGAGGGGCCUGAACGAAAACCCCCUGAAGAUCUCGUGGCUUGAAGGAGAGCCAGAGUAUGUCGCCCCGGCGUCUCUACCUGACCAGUUUUCGCCUCAGGCCCCGUUGAGCACGGAGCGCGACUACGAGAGCGUGGUGCUGAUGAGGAUGAGGCAGGCCGCGGAGCGCCAGCGGCUCAUCGAGGAGAUGCAGGAGGAGGACGACAAAGCAGAGGCCAAGGUCAAGUCCUAGCAGGCAGGGAGAGAGACGGGUUCCUCCUCUCGCACACAAACACACCCACUCUGCCUCCCCUGGACUCGGGCUUUAGUUGCAUAAAGCCUCUUUAUGGACGUUUGUUGUACAUUUUUUUACGUUUAUACAUUUUAUCAGCGUUAUCAAAUGUGGGGAGAAAUAAAUCUAUUGCAGAACGGUAGAACAGUGUGUUUUUAAUGAGCCAUUGUCGUCAUUAUGAUCCACUUUCUCCUCAAUGGAAUUGAGGAGAUCAGAGGAGACAUGAUACAAACCUGACAUGCCAAACUGAACCACUGGACUGGUCUACAGCGACGUGGUCCCAAGAGCUGAACCAUACAAAAUCAAGGUUCUCUGCUAGGCUUGUUUGUUUCCUGCUCUAGUCUUGUUCAUUUCAUGUACCAUGAGCGUCAUAAGAUUGGAUCGGACGUUAUCAGACAAAAAAUGAAAACGAAUUGGCUGUGCAACACAAGAUCUCAUCCAAACGCUACAAUCGUGUAAUUUGCAUGUCAGUAGCGUUCUCUCAUAAACCGAGACGACUAAUUAUCCUCAGCCGUAGCGCGCCACGUAAAACCGUCAUCUCUCUCGUCACCGGGCUCGUCGAGCUGAUCUCAAAUGAGUCGAGUCGUCUGGCGCUCCAAAGCCGCAGACCGGGCCGACGUGAUGAUGUGGAAAUCAUGUCUGCUCCAUGCAACUGAAGAAAAAAAAGCAACUGUAAUCAACGGCCGGGGGAACGCUAGGUACACACGGUUUCUAUUGGAAUUCCUGUGGGCUCAUGUGAUGAAAAGUGAAUUUCAUUUUUCUUCUUUCUGUUUCGGAGCGUGUCCGGUACAGAGAAAGCUAGUGGUUAUGAUGGUUACCGAAGUCCUUUGUAUACAAUCCAUCUUAAGCACUCCUCUAAAUUGGGGAGUCUGCUGGGAGUGUACAGUUUGAAGACUGCACAAUGCAGUUAUUUAUUUCAGCAGACUUUUCUUUUUGUACACUGUGGCUUUACCUGUGGUUAAUUUCCUUUUUUAUUGGAGAUACCCAAUUAAAUACAAGUAUGUUGCAAAGCUUGGAGACUUGAAAUUGGAUGUGGGGGUAGGAUGUGCAAGAGUAGUAGGGCAAAUAUCUGAACCAAAUUGAUAGGAAUUCAAAUGUUUAUUAAUUUCAUGUACUGCUCGAUUCUUUUUUCUUAUAGUAAUGUUUCUGUACAACCACAAAUACUUUGCCUCGCGAGGCAGCUGGAUUUACUAGCUCACGAGCACGCAAGACUCCAUCUUUCCAGGCAUCGAGCCAAGCAAUAGUGUUUGGACCAAUAAGCGUCCUAUGAGGAACUAUGUGAUCUACGUGAUGCAUGAUGGACAAAUGGUUCAUCCGAUCACCUGGCAAGCAUUUUCUGAAAGUGCCUGCCCUUUUCCAAACACUUUCCAGGGACGACUUCCCAGAUGGUUCGGUGUAACCACCCAUCUGGAUCAUCAGGUUAACAAAUCUAGGCACACAACCAGUACGGUUGUUAUAGAUCCAAAAGGCCAAAUCUGCACCUUGACUUUUACAACAAUAAUUGCAAUAAUCUAAGUUGUGCACUUCCAAGUGUGAAAGCAGGCAUCACAAUACAGGUGUUGGAGCACCAGUCAAAGCCAACAUACAGGAGACUGUAUGUUGACAUUUAUGUCAGUAUUAUUCCCCAAAGUACAAGGUAUAUUGUUUUUUUACACUGUACAUUUCUUGGGUUCAUUAAUGAGGGAGUCACAGUUGCCAUCCUUACAGCCUCUCUGAUUGAGCCUCUCAAUCAUUUAACAACAUUUAAUUCAUAUUCAAUUCGAUAUUUGAUUUGAGUUGUGAAGAUGAAUAACUCAAUAGUUCCAAAGUUGUAUCAAUGUUUUCUUCAGGGGAAUAAUAUUCUCAUUAAUGUUGAUAUUCCUUGUGUCUGAAGUUACGAGGAUGGGUGCGUAUUCAGUGAUAAUGGAUUGGCUGUACAUGUUUUCAUGCAAACCACCGUUAUACUCUUUUUGUUUUUAAUUUCACAGUUCACUCCCAUCCUACCAGAACACAUCAAGUGUCUUUAAAAAUGUAACUCUGUACGUACCCUGUGAUUUCCCCCCCCCCCCCCCUCCCCGUUUAAAUGAAUUUCCUCUGAAUUAUGUUAUUCUAUUAUUGCGCUAAGCUGUUCCCCAUUAGCGUUAUGCAACUGAUUCCAAGCAGAUACUCUGUGCUCCUCGUGUGAGCCACAUCAAGUUAAGACCCCACCAGUGCCCACUGCCAGACCGCCUGCGGUCAGCCCUACUCUCGGGACCGUGUCCUCCCUCUUUCUGUCUGUCUGUCUGUGGCACGUCGCUCUACCCAAGUGGAACCAUGUACUGUGUGUGCGCGCAGCGAUAGCGUAACCAUGUGUCUCUUUCCGCGGUCGCUCACCGCCCUGCCUUGUCACUUCCCACGCCGGGGCUGCGACGCUCUGACUGAAGUUGCGCGGGGAAAGCCUCACGGACAUCCAAGCCCGCGGUCCCCGGUUCCCAACCCCCCCCUCCCCCCGCCGGGCCUGCGCUGCCCCCCUGUGGCCCGCGUUGCACAACAGCGUCCGGCUGGGGGACCGUUGCCGGUGGUGUUGGUGGUGCGGUGAUCUACAUCUGCUCCUCCGCCUCCUGCUGCAAAAUCCCCUGGUCAGAUGGUUCUGUUUACGCGCAGCCCCAGUUUCUUUUUCAGAUCCCGGCAUCGAGCGGAGGGGAAAAAAGCCCCAAAACACACAAACCCGGGCCAAGUGACAACAGAGGAAAUACAAUUACAGGAAACGCACUCGGUGCCAGCGCUGCCCUGAGCCCACGGUGUCUCGCGCUGCAUGCAAACAAAUAAUUAGAGCCGUGUUGCAGGGGUGCAUCCAGAUGACAGCCGCGCUCCGUACCGGCGCGAUGCAUUGGUGUUGUUCCCAGCUGAACCGUUUGAGCCUCAGUGUGACAGCUAUCAGGGCCCAGAGCCGGGGGAUUCUCAGGACCCGUUCCCUCUUGCUGCUGCUGACAAUCAGCCAGGGGAACUGGGUUGGCUGGCCUGUCCUGUGUGUGUGGCUGACUUGCCAGAUUGGUGAUUGAGGCUGGCUUAUCUUGUACUGUAAUGAAGCCAGCCACCCAGUGAGCCACACACACACACACACACACACACACACACACACACACACACACACACACACACACACACACACACACACACACACACACACACACACACACACACACACACACACACGCAUACGCGCCCGCACGCACACGAUAAGAUAAUACCAAAGUCUGUUCUUUCUCUUUGAUUGCAUUUCAAAUUUUUUACUGAGGAUUUUGUGUUCUGUUCUGUUUCUUGGGAUUGUUGUCAUGAUGUGUUCUUGAAGUAAACAUGGAAUUCUUAACAGUG
Molecule: messenger RNA, 4467 nt
Organism: Gadus morhua (Atlantic cod)
Lineage: Eukaryota; Metazoa; Chordata; Actinopteri; Gadiformes; Gadidae
Gene: dnajc17
Product: DnaJ (Hsp40) homolog, subfamily C, member 17
Exons: 11
Coding region: 142-1095 (317 amino acids)
Biological process (GO): spliceosomal complex disassembly
Cellular component (GO): spliceosomal complex
Molecular function (GO): RNA binding
Source: RefSeq, a predicted model, not a curated record